This is a messenger RNA of Triticum dicoccoides, 769 nucleotides long. RefSeq names its product low molecular mass early light-inducible protein HV90, chloroplastic-like. The record is from RefSeq and is a predicted model, not a curated record. The transcript has 2 exons. The coding region runs from base 105 to 623 and encodes 172 amino acids. Lineage: Eukaryota; Viridiplantae; Streptophyta; Magnoliopsida; Poales; Poaceae.
AAACACUCGGCGAGAAAUCAAACAGCAGCUAGCAAUCAUCUAGCCGGUUCAUCGCUUGUCGCAGCAUCUUCUUGCGUCCUUCGUGCACCUUCCGCGGCUGCCUAAUGGCGACUAUGAUGGCGAUGAGCUCCUUCGCCGGUGCCGCCGUCCUGCCUCGUGGCUCAGCUGGCCGCUUCGGCGCCCGCUCUCUGCCAGCGCUGGGCCGACGCGCCCUUGUCGUCAGGGCACAAACCGAGGGCCCGAGCGCACCACCGCCAAACAAACGCAAGGCGAGCACCUCGAUCUGGGACGCGAUGGCGUUCAGCGGCCCUGCGCCGGAGCGCAUCAACGGACGCCUUGCCAUGGUGGGCUUCGUGACGGCGCUCGCGGUGGAGGCAGGCCGCGGCGACGGGCUCCUCUCGCAACUCGGCAGCGGCACCGGGCAGGCGUGGUUCGCCUACACUGUGGCGGUGCUGUCCAUGGCGUCCUUGGUGCCGUUGCUCCAGGGCGAGAGUGCUGAGAGCAGAGCCGGCGCCAUCAUGAACGCCAACGCGGAGCUCUGGAACGGCCGCUUCGCCAUGCUCGGCCUCGUCGCUCUUGCGGCCACCGAGAUCAUCACGGGCGCGCCCUUCAUCAACGUGUAGACUAAACGUAAACAACUUUGUUGUCGACCAGAUAGCACAACCUGUACUUAGCUAGUAGGACAUGUAAAUGAUGAGAACUGAUCAUCCUCGUAUUCUUUGUAGUACUACUAAUGAAAGAUACUCGAUCAUGAGUAGUUUUAACGUCC